AUGAGCGUGCUACCACAGAGGCGCGCGGCGCUGGAGAAGGCGCAUACACGGGCGGUUGCGCGGACACAGGCGCUCCGCGAGUGCGGCCUGUCUGCCGAGCGGGUGAGAGAGACCAAGGCCGGGAAGGAGCUCGCACGGGUGGAGCGCGAGCUGGCGGAGCUGGCCAUGGCGGAGCGGAUGGAGGAGGUGCUGGCCGGACGAAGCGGAAAGCAGAGUCGGACAGGCCUCGCGCGCAACGUCAGCUUUGCUUGUCUCUUGUCCGACGACGACUUGAAGAGCGAUGACGGUUCCACGAGCAGGAGCGAGGGCGACGGCGUCGGCGACGAUGGCAUGCUCUCCGAGACAGUGAUGCGGGGCAAGCGGGUGGUGAUGCGGGUGCUGGAGUAUGUCAUUGAGAAGGCUGACCGUGAGGCGCUCAAAAGCGUCUUUGCCUGGCUCAAGCGCGACUCGGUGGCGUUUGAGCGUGGAAAGGAGGAGAUCGGGUUCUGGCACCUCCGGAGUGUCAUUGCUCGCUCGUACUACCGCGAGGAGAUGUAUGUUGUCCGGGCGACAGAGCAGUACGGGCCAGUUGGAUUUGUCUGUACAGAGGCCGGGACGUGGGCGCCUGCCCUGCUCUGCGUCCGUCGCUCGCACCGUGGCAAGGAGCUCGAGUCCAAGCUGGUCGACUUCCUGCUCGAUCGAUCCGCCGCCGCCGACGAGCCUGGCAUGGUCGCCAAGGUGCUCAAAAGCCAGGCCGCGUUCUGGGAUGCGGCCGAGUUUCUGCGCGUCGCCGACUCGGACGCCUUUGAGGAGCGGUUUGUGAGCAAAGAGCAGCACCGCUUGGACGGCCCGAUGGCGUCGGGCCUCUCGUCGUCGCUGCUCUCGCAGGCUGCUCUUGAGCUGGUGGUCGAGCGGAACGAGCAUGAUCAGCUGGCCGAGCUGGUGGCCGAGGCCUCGGAGACUGCCCUUGUCGACGAGCUUGUCGCCGAAGGUUUCGACUCGGACGACGCUAACCUGCUGGAGGCGCCCGACAGCGACUCGUCGGUCGUCUCGGACGUUUGGGCGCGGUCGUCACCAGCGCUCGAGCCGAUGCCGGACGACAUGUCCGAGAGCGAGCCGUCGCUCCCGAUGAUGAGCUUUUCGUUUGGCCAUCUAGGCGCGAGCCCGCCAGGCCUGUUCCGGAACCGGGCCAAGGCCGACGACAAGGCGUCGCUGGCGCUGCAGGCGUCGCUGGCGAGCCUCCGCGGUCUGGAGCCUGCCACGCGACCACCAGUCCCUCCGGCGUCAGCCUUUGAGUAUCGGGUCUUUGUCCAUGCGCCGCGGCUCAACUUUGUCGAGACUUCUGGUCUCGACAUCAUCGACGACGCCUUGGCCAUGCAGCUCUACACCCUGACCGGCGAGCGGCUUGGCGAUCGGAUUGUGCGCACUGUCUCGCGCCGCCCGCACGCCCGCCCGCCAGCCUACCUACUCGAAACCGACAUUGUCACUUACCUCCCAGACGACCAUCACACCGUCCUUGCCGAGGUCUGGCUCUCCGGUGAGCUGCUGUACUCUGGCCGCCUGUCCCGUCUUGUCUCGCACUUCAAUCUCGUCGCCUUGGCCAUGCUGGCAACGGUUGCACUGGCAGCCAUGCUCAGCCAGAUGACUCAAGCUCGCGUGACAUGGAAGGCGACGACGGAGGAUGUGGCAGGCAAUAGCGAGCUCAUCAUUGACCUUGUGGUGGGUGGCAAGGCCGGCGGGGCCGAGGCGCUCUUCGCCUACACCACGGCCGUCUCUACGCCUGGCCAUGAGCUGUAUGGCAUGCACCUCUCUGCGGCGGCCGUCUCUGCUCUGUAUGAUGAUAUUGAUGCCAUUGCUGCUACGGUGGCUAUCGCGCGUAAGGCUCUGGCAGACGGUGCUAUCGGCGAGUGGUCAGUCUCCCGUCGCGGCGCUUCGUCCUUUGUCCGGCUCCACCUCACGGCUCAGGACGCACACCUCGUCACCGAUUGCCAGCUCAAGGUGUUUGUUCCUCACGGUCCCGGCGCCGACGUGCUGGAGCCGGUCAUCCGCUGUGCCGAGGGCCGUCCUAUGCUCCGCCACGGACUGCGCGAGCUGGUGCUGACCGCCGGUGGCCUGACCCGCAUGGUGGCGCAGCCGCUGGUGGCCAAGACCGAGCGCGGGCUUGACGCUGUUGAUGACGCGCUGGUCAUUGAUCCGCACGUUCUCCGCAAGCAAUACGGCGUGGACGAGACCAUGGGCAACGCGUCGCCCAAGACGACCCAGGCUGUCGCCCAGUUCCUUAAGCAGUACAUGAGCAAGGCCGACCUUGACGAGUUCUUCCUCAUCUUUGCCGACUACGCCAUCGGCACGCACCCGACCAUUCGUGGGCCGAACCACGCCCCGCCGGGCACCGAAGCUACGCUGGACAUCCAGUACAUCAUGUCGGUGGCUGCCAAGGUGAACACCACAUUCUGGUCCACCGGCGGUACGCACGCGAACCAGGAGCCGUUCCUCGAGUGGCUUGGCGACGUGGCCGCCGAUCCUGCCCCGCCCAUGACCUUUUCGGUCUCUUACGGCGACGUUGAGGCCUCUAUCGAGCCGAGCUAUGUGCUGGCUGUCAACGCAGAGCUGGCCAAGCUCGGCGCCCGCGGCGUCUCGGUCCUCUUUGCGUCGGGCGACUCGGGCGUCGGUUGCGAUGCGGCCGGCACCGCUUUCUCGCCCACCUUCCCGGCAGGCACGCCAUGGGUCACCGCCGUCGGCGGGACCCGGCUGACCGACAAGGGCGAGGUGGUCAACGGUCUCUCCACCGGCGGCUUCUCCAACAUCUUCCCGCGGCCAGACUACCAGGCCGCCGCCGUCGCCCACUACCUCGGCAGCUCGGGUGUGAAGCUCCCGCCGGCGUCGUACUACAACGCCACCUCGCGCGGCUUCCCGGACGUUGCAGCCCUCUCCUCGGGCUUCUCCAUCGUCCUCGACUUUGUGCCGCUGCCCGGCAUGAUUGCCGGCACCUCGUGCGCGGCGCCGACCUUCUCUGCCGUCGUCUCGCUCCUCAACGACGCCCGCCUCGCCGCCGGCAAGCCGCCGCUCGGCUUCCUCAACCCGUUCCUCUACCAGACUGCCGCGUCGUGCGGCUCCGAGUGCUUCUUCGAUGUUGUCGAGGGCGGGAACCCGGACCAGGCCGGCGGCUGCGAUGGCCAGUGCUUCUUUGCUGCCCCUGGCUGGGACCCGACCACCGGCCUCGGCACGCCCAAGUACGCCGGCCUGGUCAAGGCUGCGCUGGCGGCGUGA
Thecamonas trahens ATCC 50062 is the source of this 3246-nucleotide messenger RNA. RefSeq lists its product as uncharacterized. The record is from RefSeq and is a predicted model, not a curated record. The transcript is spliced from 2 exons. Gene Ontology annotation, biological process: central nervous system development; proteolysis. Gene Ontology annotation, molecular function: tripeptidyl-peptidase activity; serine-type endopeptidase activity. Lineage: Eukaryota; Apusomonadida; Apusomonadidae. The coding region runs from base 1 to 3246 and encodes 1081 amino acids.